This is a messenger RNA of Lemur catta (Ring-tailed lemur), 3599 nucleotides long. RefSeq names its product phosphoribosyl pyrophosphate synthetase 2 (gene PRPS2). The transcript has 7 exons. The record is from RefSeq and is a predicted model, not a curated record. The coding region runs from base 126 to 1082 and encodes 318 amino acids. Gene Ontology annotation, biological process: purine nucleotide biosynthetic process; ribonucleoside monophosphate biosynthetic process; 5-phosphoribose 1-diphosphate biosynthetic process. Gene Ontology annotation, molecular function: ribose phosphate diphosphokinase activity; magnesium ion binding. Gene Ontology annotation, cellular component: ribose phosphate diphosphokinase complex; cytoplasm. Lineage: Eukaryota; Metazoa; Chordata; Mammalia; Primates; Lemuridae.
CUUCCCUGGGUUUAGCUGCCGCGCUUUCCCGCUCCAGCCCCAGCCGCCGUCCGCGUUGCUGUCGCUGUGCCCGUCGCCGUCGCCUCUGCCGCCGCCGCGCGCCCCUCAGAGCCCAGCGCCCCGCCAUGCCCAACAUCGUGCUCUUCAGCGGCAGCUCGCACCAGGACCUGUCCCAGCGCGUGGCCGACCGCCUGGGCCUGGAGCUGGGCAAGGUGGUCACCAAGAAGUUCAGCAACCAAGAGACCAGCGUGGAAAUUGGUGAAAGUGUGAGAGGGGAAGAUGUCUACAUCAUCCAGAGUGGCUGUGGAGAAAUUAAUGACAACCUGAUGGAACUCCUCAUCAUGAUCAAUGCCUGCAAGAUUGCGUCAUCGUCCAGGGUGACGGCUGUGAUCCCGUGUUUUCCAUACGCUAGACAAGAUAAAAAGGACAAGAGUCGUGCUCCAAUUUCUGCAAAGCUUGUGGCCAAUAUGCUCUCGGUGGCUGGGGCGGAUCACAUCAUCACCAUGGACCUGCACGCCUCUCAGAUACAGGGAUUCUUCGACAUCCCUGUGGAUAAUUUGUAUGCGGAGCCCGCAGUCCUGCAGUGGAUUCGGGAAAACAUCGCCGAGUGGAAGAACUGCAUCAUCGUUUCGCCGGACGCGGGGGGAGCCAAAAGGGUCACGUCAAUCGCAGACAGGCUGAAUGUGGAAUUUGCUUUGAUCCACAAAGAGAGGAAGAAGGCGAACGAAGUGGACCGGAUGGUUUUGGUGGGCGACGUGAAGGACCGCGUGGCCAUCCUCGUGGACGACAUGGCUGACACAUGUGGCACCAUCUGCCAUGCUGCGGACAAGCUACUCUCGGCUGGAGCCACCAAAGUGUAUGCUAUCCUUACCCAUGGGAUCUUCUCUGGGCCAGCUAUUUCCAGAAUAAAUAAUGCUGCCUUUGAGGCUGUUGUUGUCACAAACACAAUUCCGCAAGAGGACAAAAUGAGACACUGCACCAAGAUUCAGGUCAUUGACAUUUCCAUGAUCUUGGCGGAGGCGAUCCGAAGGACACACAACGGGGAAUCUGUGUCCUACCUGUUCAGCCAUGUCCCGCUAUAAAUCCAGAACGUACGAUGUCCAGCAAGCCUCCUCUGACUUCUGACUUGUUUUCGUUUGUCUGAUUUUUUAGCUUUAGGACUCAGCAAUGAUAGGAUAAUCACUGGCAAAAGCAUCAGAUCUUUGUAUACUCUCAGAUUCAUUGUUUCCCUUUCUAAAGCUCAAGAUCAUUUCUUUCUGGUGUUUUAGGGAGGGUGAUGGUUAUUUGGUCUUUAAAUGAACUAUCUUAAGUGAGAAAUGUUUUUGUCAUCUUCACUUGUUCUGACAGGUGAUCUUUUUCCUUCGUUCUUUCAGUACUUCGAGGCAACAACUUUCAAAUAUAUAAUUUCACUGUGGGAGUUCAUAGUUUAUAUAUUUCGAGGUUGCCAAAGGUGACUUCAGAUGAAAGCCUUCUGUGUAAAUAUAUAAUGAUAAUGCCUGUGGACAUUCGGGUAAAACCCUGUAUAGAAUUAGCCCUUUACUUUGGAGUAAACCUUAAAAAAUUUAUAAUACCAUGAAUUUUUAAUUUUUCUUUUCUUUUUUUUGUAACCAUCUUGGUUAUUGUACUUAAUUUGGACCAAAUUUUAUUUAGCUUAAGAUGGCCACUGACACAUUUAUUUUUGGUAAACAAUAGACAUAUCAGAGGCAAUGUAGUUCUGUAUUCUUUAUUAAUGCUUCUGAAACAUGUUAUAACUGUCACUUACCUGAAAUGCCAUGACCUAAAAUUCCAAAAUUAUGCUCACCAAUUGCUCUGAUUUGGAAACUCUUUUGAGAUCCAUUCUCUGAGCUCCUUGUCACAUUAGUGCCCUCCUCGGUCCAUCCCAGAUGGACCAUUCUUUGGAAUGUGCCUCAUGUCUUAAAAUCUUGUUCUUUUACAUCAUAAUUUUAGCUAUAGCUUUUACUUUGCAUUUUUUUCCCAAUGAUUUCAUUUGUAGAUAUCCACUGAAAUAAAGACUCCCUUAGAUCCCCUCAGAUUUACUAUUCUGAUCAUUAUCUUGAUUUUGACAUAAAUAAAAGGUGACUUUUUAUGAGAGCCACCAAAUGCAUAUUUAAACAUUGUUUCAUUAGUUUUGAUUUCGUGUUCUUUUGCCCUUUGCCUUUGGAAGUAGCAAGUCUCUCGCAACUGGUAAUUUUAACUAAAGCUGUUCCAUGAAAAAUAUGGGUAGGAGAUGCCUGUGAAAAAAGUACAAAUUAGUGAACUUUAGUUGCUCCAGUAGGAUAAUGUUUUAAAAGUGGCUCAGAAGUGUCUGUAGAGGGGAAAUUCACUGAGGAUUGCAUUCUGCAUAAGGUGACCCUCACAACAUGCUCCUCUGGGAAGUGCCUUGCUGCCUCUGUGGCAGAAGUCAAGCAUUGGCUCUUUGUGAAUUUUAUUAUAUGUACAUUGGUAGACAAUGAGUUCAAUUCUUCAGAAAGAAGAGGAUUUGCAUAGGCAAAGCCUAGGAAAAAUGAACAGCAGUCUCUCCCUUCUGCUGAAUCUUAAAACUGGUAGAGAAUAAAUUCUCUGCUCUAAAUUUUGCAGGUAGAAAAAUCAAAUCUAUUUAAUGAGUCAUUAACAAACUUGAACAGCAAUCUUUGGGGUUUUAAACUUCACUAUAGUAGAGGAUGAAUUGAAGUUAGAAAAUACUGUUUUAGUUUCAGAAACUAACAUUUUGCUGUACCUUAAAGUGGCUUGGUAAAGUCAACUGUGCAGUACAGAUUGACUAUGUCUAGCAAGAGUUGACUUGAGACGUGUAAAGAGUCUAUUUUGAUGCUAUGUAAUGUUUAUUUUUGAUAAAUGUGUGACAUCUGUAUUUCUUGGAAUUUCUAUGCUUGUAUGAAAUACAGGUGUAGUUGUAAAGACACAUGUAGACAGCUUGACAUGCAAGUGUGCAAGUUUAAACAUGUGGACGGGACUAAAGCCAGUUGAUUUAGUAAAAGGUAAUCACUUUAUCUAAGAUAUUUAAAGUCUAGGAAUGUAUAGAGCUAGUUUUAAAGUAAUGAUCUUCAGAUAAAAAAAAACCAGAUAAGGAAAUCUGCAUUGGUGUUCUCUGAAUUAAGCACGAAUGGUUUCUAUCGUGCUUUAGUCCCACUUUUGUAUUUUAAAGUACUUCUGAAUACAGUUAUGAACUAAUUAGACUGGACUUAGCCAUACAAAGUGAAAAUUCAGACCUUAACUAUUUGAGGUUUUCCAGUUCAACAAAGCCAGUGAAGACUGUCUGGUGAGCAACGGAGUCCCGGAACUUUCUCGAUCCUUGCUGCUCCUAGUGUGGAAACCUGAGACCACCAAAUAUAUCGGUCCUGCCCAACUCUACUGAAUGGGGGUGGGCUUGGCGUAUGUCUAGCCAAAAAGGGAAGCCAGAGAAAUAUGAAUACACCAAAGUUGUUUAGCCUCCAACUUAAAUUAUAUUAGUCAACUUCUAGAUGAUAACUUUUCUUGGUUAAAUACAAUGUCAGCUAGGAAUGUAUCAUUUGAAGUGCUUGUAUUGAUUUGGGUGUAGGUUUUUAAGAUCUUCCAACAUUGUACUAAAACGUUUCAAUAAAAUCAUGCUGACAACUUUCUUU